AUCAAACUAUGAAUUUACAAUGCAAACCAGUGUACGAGUCGUUAAGAGUCUUAAUAUUUAAUGGAUUAUCCCCAACUAGCAAGUUAAUUAUAGCUAAGAUUAUGUCAGGUAUAGUCUUUGGGAAGGCACAGAUGGUUGACCUUCAUAUUAUUGUUUACUCGAAUGAAAUCAAUAUAGCUGAAGGAUUGAAGAAUGAGGUUAUAGCAUGUGCAUUUCCCUGUAUAAAUUCAAUCAAAGUUUCUUCAGAUUUACCCAGCGUUGCAGACGGUGACGUGUUUUGUUUCAUAACAAACUUCCCGAAUCCAAAUUCGUUUGAUUUUAAUAAAGAGCCAUCAGAGGAAGUGUUCGACACAUUGUAUCUUAUAACAAAAUUAGCUAAUAAUUUUGUAUGGCCAGAAGACACGGAAGAUAUAAGAAACGAAGGAUAUAAUAACAAAGAAAUUCAAAAUAAAACUAAAAGGAAACCAAUUUUUGUUACUGAUGGUCUUAUUGCUGUUGACAUUUUAAAUUCGUUGUCAAAGAAUAUGCCGCCAGAUGUGUUUUAUUGCUCAACUCCAAUAACCGCAAUCGGAAAGUCGAUUCUCGCUGAGUAUUUAAAUGUCCACGGCAACGUUAUAAACAAAGUCUUAGUAUGGGCCGCCAACGACGAAACAUUUCACAUCGAGGUUAAAAAACCUUUCGUUAUUCACGAAGAAAGUGACUCGCAAUGUGACUCUGGAUUACUCGCUAAAGACUUCUUGGAAUCACUGAAUCUUGAUCCUACUCAAUUCAACGCUACUUGGAUGAAAAAGGAUUUUAUUGAGAAGAUAGCAAUGUCUGCUUCUAAGAACCCAUACGGUUGUAUCUAUAAAGCGGCGGAGUUUGCGCGAACUUUGAGGAACAUUUGGAAAGCCCGAGACAGUUCUGAAAUACACUCUAAUAUGGGUGUCAUAAGUGAUGGAUCUUUAGGCACCGCCAAAGGUCUUCCUUAUGUUCUGCCUAUUAUAAUGAAAGGUGAAACGUGGAAUGUGAACACCAGUUUCUACGAAGAGAGCGCGCACUUAAAGCAAGAGCUGAAACGGAUAAACGUCGCUGUGAAAAAUCACCAUAAGAGAUUGAUAAUUCAUUGCAAACGGUUUCUAGAGGAAAAUGUCAUUAAUCAAGCUUUUAUACCGUCGGACGUUGAUAGUGGAUCAGUAUAUUGA
Pieris rapae (cabbage white) is the source of this 1184-nucleotide messenger RNA. RefSeq lists its product as uncharacterized. The transcript is spliced from 6 exons. The record is from RefSeq and is a predicted model, not a curated record. Lineage: Eukaryota; Metazoa; Arthropoda; Insecta; Lepidoptera; Pieridae. Gene Ontology annotation, biological process: malate metabolic process; oxaloacetate metabolic process; tricarboxylic acid cycle. Gene Ontology annotation, molecular function: L-malate dehydrogenase (NAD+) activity. Bases 9 to 1184 code for a protein of 391 amino acids.